CCAGCCGAAUUGUACAUUCCACAGACUACUGGAAUGGCUAAAGCUGUGUGGGCGGUGUCCCUGCUGCUGCUGGGGAUGUUGGGGGCGUCACAAGCGUCCCGCCUCAGCACCCGCUACGACGAGAACAGCGGAGAGAUCCUGAUAGUGUCCAACGAAGAUGGUCUUGAAAUCCAACUGGCGUACAUCCCAGUAGACAGCACUAGUCGCUCUUCCACACCACGCCAUGUCAGAUAUUUUAAUGGAGAAGUUUUUGACUUUGGUAACAGCAAUAUCACCAUCCAGCGCCAAGACAGAGCUGGCCGUUGCCUCGGUGUCUAUCAGUGGGUGAACACACCCAAGACGGUUCUCAAAAGCUGCCAGAACCACCUCACCAGCCACAUUUACGGCGGUACCGAGUCUACCAAACAGGUUUUUCUGACUGAGCAGAGAAAGUAUGACAACUACGCGUUCGUCACCAACCAGACGCACUAUGCAGGCGUCGCUGCACGCUACUGGCUAUUCUCCGACGGAAGAUUCGUACGCGUCCAUUCCAACGUUCCCCUUUUUAUUGACCAAAACACAGAUCAGUCACCGGAUGCAUUAUGUUUCACGGCCAAGAACCAGAGUCCCUACCCAGAAGACCGACCAGACAACCUCUUACAUUGGGAUAUCUGCUCAUUUGGAAACGCUAGGGAGGCCCACGAAUACGCAGUCCAGAAGUACCUGGGGAAGCCGGCGGGAGUCCCAGACGAGCGCAUGGUCACCCACCCGGUCUGGGCCACACUGGCGCGCUACGACAUCGGCGUCAACGACUCUUUAGUGAGGGACCUGGCCAACGAGAUAAUCGCCAAUGGAUUUAAGAACAGCAACAUCGAAAUAGACGACAUUUGGGAGACCUGCUACGGCAGCCUCACGUUCGACCCAAACCUUUUCCGGGACAUACGGGCUCUCACAGAUGAAUUACACUCUCUGGGCUUCCGCGUGACGCUGUGGGUUCACCCAUUUUUGAACCGAGGCUGCGAGCCGUACUAUUCGGAAGCCGUGGAGAAGGGCUACCUUGUGUCCAACGUGAAUGGCAGCACCAUCACGCGCUGGUACCAUGGAGUCACCGGUGUUGUCGACUUCACCAAUCCUGAGGCAGUGACUUGGUGGACCAAUCGACUGUGGGCGCUUCGCAACGAGUCAGGGAUCGACUCGUUUGAUUUUGGCUAUGGCGAGGUAAGUUUCUUGCCGAAGCCGUCCACCAUAGAACCCAAAGAGUGAAACCCAGUGGCCUUCAGC
Molecule: messenger RNA, 1260 nt
Organism: Schistocerca piceifrons (Central American locust)
Lineage: Eukaryota; Metazoa; Arthropoda; Insecta; Orthoptera; Acrididae
Product: myogenesis-regulating glycosidase-like
Exons: 4
Coding region: 34-1242 (402 amino acids)
Biological process (GO): carbohydrate metabolic process
Molecular function (GO): hydrolase activity, hydrolyzing O-glycosyl compounds
Source: RefSeq, a predicted model, not a curated record